UUAGCUUUCUUUUUUUUUUAACACAGUAGCCUGAAGCAAGGUGACCUUUCAGGUACAGACACACACCUGCAAUUUUAUACCUGACCCGAGCAGCGUGUCUGCAGGCUGUAAUAAGCAGCCGAGUGGAACCACCACUGCAGUUUCUCCACCUUCACCUUCAAGCUCUGUCACACAAAGAGCACACUAAAUCUUUCCAACCCCCAUCACGCUUCAAGUUAUCGGACGCUUGUGGGCUGCAGCAGAGGUUCACAGCGAUGGUGGAGGGGAAGCCCUAUCGGUACGGACUCAUAGUGGCCGGCCUCUCUGUGGUUGCCGCCGGCCUGUUCCUCAUGACGCAGGAGCGCCCGCACGUCUACAUGACGAUGUGCGUCGUCGGGGUCACCAUGGUCUGUGCUGGGACAGUGUGGAGCCUCUGCCAGUGCUAUCCCAAGAUCGUCGUGACGCCUGUGAUUCAGAAGGAAAGCCUGGAGGAUCUGAUGUGCUCUGCCAGAGAUGAGAGGCACGCUGGGUGUCGGCCGGGUUCCUGCGGCCAAAAGUCGGACGGUGUGCCGACGAACGAGAGCCGCAGCUGUCCCACGCUGCAUCUGGUCUGAAGGAGAGCGCGGAGCGAACCGAGCAAACUUCACUGGGUCAGAAACAAACGCAACCCGGGACUGAAGCCGAAUGUCAGAAACCAACAACACAAAUAUAUAAUAUACAUAAUAGAACAAGUCUUGUGCUGCUAUUGAAAGGAAAUUAUCCUACGUGGGUCGGUUCUGUUGUCAUGGGAAGUGAUUUAAUGAACGUGUUUUACACGGUAGUCCCAGCAGAUGGCACUGUUUACAGUGCAAAAGAAGGAUUUGUGUUGUUAUUAU
Molecule: messenger RNA, 854 nt
Organism: Gambusia affinis (western mosquitofish)
Lineage: Eukaryota; Metazoa; Chordata; Actinopteri; Cyprinodontiformes; Poeciliidae
Gene: bsnd
Product: barttin CLCNK type accessory subunit beta
Exons: 3
Coding region: 255-593 (112 amino acids)
Biological process (GO): chloride transport
Cellular component (GO): basolateral plasma membrane
Molecular function (GO): chloride channel regulator activity
Source: RefSeq, a predicted model, not a curated record